UCAAAAGCAUGCUAUAACAUGUUCAACAAUGAGCAGCUAGGCCUUUGUACUUCCUUCAUGGACCCCAGAAUAUCUUUUUCCAAUGAUUUUGCAGACAGUACUACUACUCAACAAACCAUGAAGCAUGAAAACAUCUACAGAGAAGCUCCUGUUUCUUCGGACUUUGAAUUCUCUGUCAACAACUAUGCGAUGAGAUCCGCCGAUGAGAUUAUAUUUCAAGGCAUGUUGUUGCCCAUAAAGGAUAAUUCUGCCAACCAUCUUCGCAAGACGACUUUGAAAGAAGAACUCCUUGUUAAUGACGACGACGUGUUUUCUAGGCCGCCAAAGAGUUUAGGCCGGUGGAAGGAACGCUUAGGGCUCAAGAAAGCAAACAUUUUGUCUAGAAAAGGCAAGAGUGAUGAGAUCAUGCUUGAAAGUGUGGUUGAAGAUGGAAAUCACAAUUGUGUUCAUGAGGCUACGAAGGAAAACCAGGGACUAUUAUUUGAAGGAGGAUUCAAAUGCAUAGAGAACACCAUGUAAUGCCAAAGAAAAUUUAGAUCCAACGCAGAAACGAGUGGUCAUUUGAUCAGAAUUUGCAUUUUUGGGAGGACUGUUUUGUUCCUGCUAAUCUUCACUUAUCCUUAGCUGUUAUCACAUAUAUAUAUUCGUGUUCAGAGGUUGGCUGAAACUUGUGUUCUUUUUUUCUUUUUUUCUUUUUCUUUUUUUGUACUUUUUUGUUUGUUUCGCUCCCCUCCACUUGAGAAGAUGAUGGAUAAACAAAGAGGU
Morus notabilis is the source of this 765-nucleotide messenger RNA. RefSeq lists its product as uncharacterized. Bases 19 to 519 code for a protein of 166 amino acids. Lineage: Eukaryota; Viridiplantae; Streptophyta; Magnoliopsida; Rosales; Moraceae. The transcript has 2 exons. The record is from RefSeq and is a predicted model, not a curated record.